UCGGUCCGCUUGUACACUGGGAAGGAGUUGCGAAUGAGGAAAGGGUGAAUGGAUGGACGAGUUGUGAACAUCUGAAAUUAGAAAUCAAGAAGCUAAAGACCAGUGGAUCGUCCAGAUUUGAACGGGUGGAGCUGCAAUUUGUGAAAUCUCCUACUUGAACAUCCCAUGAUAAAUGCGUUAAUUGUCCAUUCUAAUUCCAGGUCUUUGUAACUUCAUCAUGGCUCUGCUUGCAAUUGCUCUUUCGUGUCGAUAUCAUGGAGCUGCAGUUUCUAAAAUAGCAAAGCUCACGUAUAUCCAGCAAAGAUCCUUCCUCUCUUCCAGCGCAAAAGCAAAUAGAGAAGCCGUUGAAAUAAAUCAACAUUUGGCAACAUGGGACAGGUUUGGCAUUUGGUUAAAUGACCCAAUUAUCCAUCUGCCUCGAAUUAGAGAGCUUCAAAGUAAAAAGGUUGCUAACGUUGGCUGUGCAAGUCUGACUGGAGAAAGAAGGCAGAAUGAAGAUCGUUUCAGUAUAGCUGAACUUGUCAAUGGGUUGUUCUGCUUUGCUGUCUUUGAUGGACAUGGAGGGUCUGAUGCUGCUGAGUAUUGUUCCAGAUAUAUUGGACGUUAUAUACAACAUAAUCUACAGACAGAAGUAAAUUUGGAAACGGUCUUGAUGAAAUCCUUUCUGCAAAUAGAUAGUGACUUCGCACAAAAUAGUUAUGAUUCGGGGAAAGGACAACUAUUCACAUCAGGAACAACAGCAACUGUGGCUUUGUUGAAGGAAGAUUCUCUCACAGUGGCUAAUGUUGGAGAUAGUCAAGCUAUUCUUUGUCAUGAAGGAAAAGCUGAUCAAUUAACACACGAUCACACCCCACGGAGGAGAGAUGAAAGGAAAAGGAUCAAGGAGUGUGGUGGUUUCAUAGACUGGAAUUGUGCCGGCAGCCCAUAUGUGAACGGUCGAUUAGCCAUGACCCGUAGCAUUGGAGAUGUUGAUCUCAAACCAUAUGGAGUAACAGCUCAGCCUGAAGUUAAAACAGUGGAGUUGCAACGUACAAAAGACUGUUUCCUGGUCCUGACGACUGAUGGAGUUAGUGCCAUUAUGGAUGCUCAAGAAGUAUGCGACAUUGUGAAAAAAUGCCAAGAUCCAUCAGAAGCUGCAACCGUUGUAAAUGAGCAGGCAUUGCAGUACGGAACCCACGAUAACGUGACAACGAUAGUGGUGCCAUUCGGGGCUUGGGGAAAGUACAGUACUUCAUUCACUCGCUCUGGGUUUGGAAGAAUGAUGGUGGCAAGUUCCAGAUGGCAUUGAGUGCUGCGCUGAUAUCAGAAAACACACCUCUGUAGUCUGGAUUUUAUUUGUAAAACCAUGCAAUUAUAUUGUAAGUACCGUUUUUUAACAACCACUGGUGUGGUUAUAAAUGUUGAUAACUGAUGGGACAACACAUUGAAAUACCCCUUUACAAAAUAAUAUAUUAUUUCUCCAUGUUGUUUCAUCGCCCCAGGGCCUGGGCCAUUGACUCCACCGAUCUUCACCUCCCCCAUGGCCGCUGAAGGGCCUGUUUCUAUGCUGUAGCUCUGAACUAAACAAGUUCCUGUCUCAUACCUUCAAAAUUAGUCCUACCCCAAUUUAUAACUUUACCUUGUGGGGCCCACAUGUCUUUAUCAAACCUAUUUUAAAGCUGUAGUCUCUGGUCCCUAAAGGCUUGCCCACCAACCCUUCAGUCACUUGGCCUUUACAAUAUCCUAACAGUAAGCCAAGCUUUGCUCUUACCUUGUAGGAUGCUCUACAUAUUACCAAAGGAAAAUUUCUUGAACACUUUUGACAAAUUCCACCCGUCUAAACCCAUGGCAUUAUGGCAGUCCCAGUCUAUAUGGGGAAAGUUAAAAUCCCCUACUAUGACAAUCCUAUUAGUCUUGCAUGCUCAAGAAGGAACUGCAGAUGCUGGAGAAUCGAAGGUAGACAAAAUUGCUGGAGAAACUCAGUGGGUGCGGCAGCAUCUAUGGAGCGAAGGAAAGAGGCAACGUUUCGGGCCGAAACCCUUCUUCAGUCUAUUGCCUCUUUCCUUUGCUCCAUAGAUGCUGCCGUACCCGCUGAGAUUCUCCAGCAAUUUUGUCUACCUAUUAGUCCUGAAGAUGCCUACAAUCUCCUGGCAUAUUUGUUCUUCUAAUUCCCAUUGACUAUUUUGGGGCCAAUAGUACACCUCCCAAUGAGGCGAUCAUCCCCUUUUUGUUUCUCAGAUCUACCAUAUAGCAUCACUGGAUAAACCAUCACACGGUCAUCUCAUUCUACUACCUUGAUGUUCUCGAUCCUCAAGAAAGCUACUCCCCCUCCUCUUGUCCCAUCACCUCUAUCGUGCAUGUAGCAUCUGUAACCUGGAACAUUAAGAUGCCAGUCCUAUCCCUCGUUUAGCCUGGUUUCCUUAAUGACUAUAAUGUCCCAGUCGCACGAUUCUCAGGGGGUUGCAAACAGAUUUUGACUAACAUUGAUUAAUAAUCUGUGUAACGACUUGCCGAGUUACGCAGCAAUUGCCAAUAAAAUAUAUCUACAUGA
Leucoraja erinaceus (little skate) is the source of this 2530-nucleotide messenger RNA. RefSeq names its product protein phosphatase 1K, mitochondrial-like. Lineage: Eukaryota; Metazoa; Chordata; Chondrichthyes; Rajiformes; Rajidae. Gene Ontology annotation, biological process: protein dephosphorylation. The coding region runs from base 218 to 1288 and encodes 356 amino acids. Gene Ontology annotation, molecular function: protein serine/threonine phosphatase activity. The record is from RefSeq and is a predicted model, not a curated record. The transcript is spliced from 8 exons.